AUGAAUCGCGACAACGAGUCCAAGCCGGUCUACGCCGAGCAGCUUGAGAAGCCUGGUGUCGAAUACACCGAAAACGAAAAGACAGAUGCUGCUCACAGGGCUGAGGCCAUCGAGGCCGAAAAUGUUGAACACAACAUGACUGUACUCCAGGCCGUCAAGGCUUACCCCAUGGCUUCUUUCUGGGCCUUCGUCUUUUCUUGCACAAUUAUCAUGGAAUCCUACGAUGUCUUCCUUAUCGGUAACUUCGUUGCUCUGCCCGCUUUCAAGAAAGAGUUUGGAAUUGAAGUCGCCGGACAGGCAGACAAAGUCAUCGCAACCCAGUGGCAGUCUGCUCUCCAGGUCUCUGGACAACUUGGUGCUCUUAUCGGUGUCUUCGUCGCUGGUCCUCUGACCUCCCGCAUCGGUUACCGCUACGCCACCUUGACUGGUCUGAUGCUGUUGAACGCCUUCAUCUUCAUCUUCUACUUUGCAAACUCCAUGCCCGUCAUCUUCGCCGCUCAGAUCCUCGAGGGUAUUCCAUGGGGCAUUUUCAUCGCCAACGCUCCUGCAUACUGUUCUGAGAUCGUCCCCCUCAGACUCAGAGCUCCCGCAACUCAGAUGCUGCAAAUGUUCUGGGCUAUCGGCAGUAUCAUUGUUGGCGCUGUCACCUACGUGUACAACCCCAUCACCGAACAGAGGGCUUACAAGAUCCCAAUUGCCCUCCAAUGGAUGUUCCCGACCCCUCUCGCCAUCCUCGUCUUCUUCGCACCCGAGUCUCCCUGGUGGUUGACCCGCAAGGGCAAGUACGAGCAGGCCGCACAUUCUAUCGAGCGUCUUGGUCGCAGAUCUCAAGUCAACUCGGCCGACCAAGUAUCCAUGAUGCGUCGUGUCAUCGAAAUGGAAGAGUCAACAAAGAAGCCCAGUUACAUCGAGCUCUUCAAGGGCACCGACGCCCGCCGUACUUUCAUCGUCUGCUUCGUUUAUGCUGCACAAAACUUGACGGGUAACUUGAUUGCCAACCAGGCCGUCUACUUCUUCCAGCAGGCCGGUGUCAGUGACAAUCUCGCCUUCGCUCUCGGUCUCAUUACCUCCGCCCUUCAAAUGAUUUUCGUCAUGCUGUCCUGGAUCCUCACCACCUACUAUGGCAGACGUUCGAUCUACUUGUGGGGUUCUGCCGUCAACACGAUUCUCCUCGUCUGUCUCGGUAUCGCCGCUUCCGUCGGCAAGAGCAACGCUGCCAACCUCGCUCAAGCCUCUCUCGGUCUCAUCGUCUCCGUUCUUUUCACCCUCGGUCCCGCUCCCGCCUCCUGGGUCAUCAUCGGUGAAACCUCUGCUAUUCGUCUCCGUCCUCUCACCACCGGUAUCGGUCGCGCCACCUACUACAUUGUCGAAAUUCCCUGCAUUUUCCUCGCUUCGUACAUGCUCAACCCUACUGGCGGUAACCUCGGUGGCAAGUGCGGUUACGUCUGGGGUGGCACUGGCUUGAUCUGUCUGAUCACCGCCUACUUCUUCGUUCCUGAGAUGAAGGGCAGAUCUUACCGUGAGAUCGACAUUCUGUUCAAGCGCAAGGUCGAUGCUCGUCACUGGACCAAGACUGAGAUUGAUGUCAACGAUGAUGAGUAG
Aureobasidium vineae is the source of this 1602-nucleotide messenger RNA. Lineage: Eukaryota; Fungi; Ascomycota; Dothideomycetes; Dothideales; Saccotheciaceae. The record is from the annotation of a GenBank genome assembly.